UUCCUUCUUCUCUGAUAGGUCUACAGUGAGGAAGUGGGUUAUGGCGGCGUAAACAAGGCAAUAGUCGGUUAUUCAGUGAAGCAGUCAUCGCAAAUAAGCUUUUGCAAACACGACCACUGCUAUAAUAAGUAUGUUUUCCGUUGGAGUGUUUAUUCUGUGGGCGGACGCUAUUAAAACUCAACAAACUGGUUCUACAGCUGUUUGGUAGCUUUGGAGAACUUUUAGCAAGGCUUGCUCACCUUAACUGAUAUCUUUGUAAAAAUGCAAUGUGUCGUAACGGGAGGAAACGUGAAAGUGCUGGGCAAAGCCGUCCACUCUCUGUCCAGGAUCGGGGACGAGCUGUAUGUGGAGCCUCAGGAAGACGGGCUAGCCCUGCGGUCUGUGAACUCCUCUCGAUCGGCAUAUGCUUGCUUCCUGUUCGCACCGCUCUUCUUCAGCAGGUAUGCCAUUCCCACUGGGCUCAACUUCCGCUGCAAGAUGGCAAUAAAGAGCGUGCAGUCCGUCUUCAAAUCUCUUGCAACUUUAGAGAAAACGGUGGAAAAAUGUCACAUUGGUCUUGAUGAGCAGAAAGAUCGCCUCACUUUCACGCUGCACUGCAAACAUGGCCUCCUGAAGACACAUAACCUGUCUUACCAGGACAGUGAAAGCUUGGAGGCAGUCUUUGAUAAAAACAGCUGUGCCAAUGUGUUCAGAGCCCAACCCAGAGUGCUGGUGGACACGGUUGUGCACUUCCCUACGUCUCUGGAAGAAGUGACCGUGACAGUGAGUGAUGAACGGAUGUGGGUUAGAAAUCAUGUGGAGGAUGAAGCAGAGCGCUCGAAGGCUAUGCUAACUGAGCUGUGUCUGGCUGCGGAUGAGUUCGACUACUUUGCCGUCAAAGCUCACUACAGCAUCACUUUUUGUCUAAAGGAGUUUCGGGGUUUGCUGUUGUUUGCUGAGUCCACUGGCCUCCCUGUGUCUAUGUACUUUGAUGAACCAGGCAGCCCUGUGGUGCUUUCAGUAACAGACAGCGUUCUGGAGGGGAAUUUUGUGCUGGCGACACUUUCGGAUAAUCAUGAUCUUCAAAAGAGCAACAGAGGAGGCGACGCGGACCAGCCACAUCCUCCUGAUGACUUCAUGAGUGACGACAUGGAUGCCUAUCUGAUUGCCAUGGAUACCAGUGCAGCACCAGGUCCCUCCACCGCAGACCCGCCCCCUCCUUCAUUAGCCACAUUCAGAAAGCCCCCGGCACCUAAUUAUAGGACCAGAACGCACAGUGAGGAGGAGGAGGAAGAUGAUGGGGAGGAAGAUCCAGAGAGACCGCCAGAUAAAAAGUUCCGCUCCCUGUUCUUUGGAUCAGUCCUUCCUCCUUCCUCUCAGAUGAACACGCAGCCGCUUACGACUCAGGAAGUGCUGGCCAGCGACAGCGAGGAUGAAACUGAAGCAGACUGACGAUCAGCGAUCUGACAGAGGCGAAACGUGGGAGCGCUGUUACACCACCACACCUGGAUUACUUGAAACGAAAAAAACUGACGCUUUGGACCCGACUUUUUGUUUUUACUGGACAGAUAUCGCUGUAUUGUUUUUACUGAGGAUUCUGAUGUUCAUGUUGAACUUGAAAACUGUGACGAAGUGAAGCUAAACAUGAAGCACUUCAGUUCGUUUUUACUUUGACUCUGUCUGGCUGAUGGAGAAGCAGUUGCACCAAAGAAAAAUAAAUUUGCUUUUCAUAUUA
This is a messenger RNA of Xiphophorus maculatus (southern platyfish), 1714 nucleotides long. It is a transcript of the gene rad9a, whose product is annotated as RAD9 checkpoint clamp component A. NCBI's taxonomy places the organism in Eukaryota, Metazoa, Chordata, Actinopteri, Cyprinodontiformes, Poeciliidae. The coding region runs from base 262 to 1431 and encodes 389 amino acids. Gene Ontology annotation, cellular component: checkpoint clamp complex. The transcript is spliced from 12 exons. The record is from RefSeq and is a predicted model, not a curated record. Gene Ontology annotation, biological process: mitotic intra-S DNA damage checkpoint signaling; cellular response to ionizing radiation; DNA replication checkpoint signaling.